CGGCUACAGAUUUCAAGGUUGUUAGGCGGCUUAUCCAAGUCUCGCGGAUGAUCGCCAAAUUCUUAAGUUUCUGCAUAAGACACACACUGUUACUUUUCAAAUCACAGGCUCAGGUAACUAUCUGCGAAAACUAAUCUAUUCAUAACAGGAAAUCCUGAUUGGAUAACUAAUUGAAAUGCCAUUCAAUUAUUUUUCAUUUCGAAUUCGGUGUGCACACUGGUUAUUAGCUCGAAUCAGUCUCUUCCAGUCAGUUUGUCUGUUAUUAUGGUUAGGUGAGCGGGCUUAUCAUGAAACAGAGCCACCUAUACAUCCAUGGAUAGUUUAUACGUAUAUUGGCUUUGGUUUGAUCGCAUCAACUGGAAUAACGAGUCGCUUCUUGACACGUCUAUCACUAACCAUAAUCCUCUUGAGUCAGUUGUACAUGACUUAUGUGUUUUGUUUGGAAAAACGUUUAGGGUAUUCAAAAUGUAUCCGUGCACGUAUUAGUUUAAGGUGCUUGACUACAAUUGGUGUGUAUUUUCGACUGCUUGGAGUAAAUGGCUAUAAUGAUAAACAAAAACAGACAGAUCCACACAAUAACGAUAAUCAGGUUGAUCAAUCACGCAAAAUGAAGCCAUCUACAAGUGUUUAUGCUUUCGGCUUAACUAUAAUGUCUGUAUCAUUAUGUUUAUUAAGUAUAUUCUGUAUACCUGUAGAAAUAUUCCAAUUGGAUAGAGAUAUUCAACUGACAGAAAUCAAUUCAACAUUAAUUCUAUCAAUUGACAGUUAUGUAUCUAAAUUGUUAAGUCUAAUUUUAGGUAUAUGUUUGUUAACAGCUGGUAUCAUCUACUCAAUUCCUGUAAUUAUACAUGACCAAUUCCUAUCAAACAAUGCAUUUUCUUACAAAAACUGUUUAUUCCAGUUUGCUGAUUAUCUUAUCGGGUUUUCUUUUUUAAUUUUAUCCUUAAUUCGUGAUUGUAAUUUUAAUUAUUGGCAUAUUAAAGGAUGUGAAUUUUGGUUGGAAAUACGUGUACUGCUAGAGAAUAUUACCAUUCUCUUAGGUAUUUUUGUAAUAAACAAUUUGCUUAUCAACGAUAGUGUAAGUACCCCAAAUGAGAAUUGUUUAAAGAAAUUGAGAGUGAAUAGUAAAUCACUAAAAAGUCAAUAGGUUUAUGUAAAUAAAAGAAUUUUUCAGUCUGUUACUUUAAUUUCUACUUCAUUUUUUGUUCUAUUAAGAGAUGUUUCUUUGUUUGUAUUUAACUGGUGAAUUCCUCGUACAUCGUUUAUUGUAAUAGAAAAUGCGAACAAUAAUCUUUUGUACAGUAUGGAACCAACUCGUCUAAAUUUCCUUGCUCACAUCUCAGCUACAAAAACGUUAGUGCGUCGUUAAUUUAAAGUUUUAAUAAAUCUCAAUUCAAUAUGAUAAAUUAUCCAUCAGAGAAAAUUGAAUCCGUUUAAACAGUGAAAUUACAACAGUUUGAAGAGAAUGGUUUUGGUAAAUAAUUGACAUGAUAAUAACAGAAUAUUAGAGAUUAUUGUAUUACUUAAUAGGUAAAAAUCUUUUGUUGGGUCAAAACUUAGCUUCAGCGAUCAAUAAUUCUAAACGGUUAACCUAUAACCGUCUUAUCAGUAGAAAUGAACCAUGUGAACAACAUUCCUGUUAUUACGGAGUCUUUUAUCGUUCCGUAUUUGUAUAAAUUCUGUCAUACUGCGUAAAAAUAAAGUGAACUCCAAUACUCUGGUCACCGCAUAAAUUGUUCAUGAAAGCUUUAAACUUUAUUGAAAAUGAUUUGCAUUUCCGCUUUCUAAAUAAACAAUGAAUUAUCAUUACGACUGCAUCUGUUUGUAAUAUGCUACAUGAAUAAUGAAACGUCAAAUAUAUUGUUCGA
Messenger RNA from Schistosoma rodhaini, 1868 nucleotides. NCBI's taxonomy places the organism in Eukaryota, Metazoa, Platyhelminthes, Trematoda, Strigeidida, Schistosomatidae. The record is from the annotation of a GenBank genome assembly.